Aspergillus puulaauensis is the source of this 1752-nucleotide messenger RNA. RefSeq lists its product as uncharacterized. The record is from RefSeq and is a predicted model, not a curated record. Gene Ontology annotation, molecular function: DNA-binding transcription factor activity, RNA polymerase II-specific; zinc ion binding. The transcript is spliced from 2 exons. The coding region runs from base 1 to 1752 and encodes 583 amino acids. NCBI's taxonomy places the organism in Eukaryota, Fungi, Ascomycota, Eurotiomycetes, Eurotiales, Aspergillaceae. Gene Ontology annotation, biological process: regulation of DNA-templated transcription.
AUGACGCCGAGGUCCUCCGCGAGCUCGAUGGGUCUCACAGUCGGCCCUCUGAAAUCAAGGCGGGGGUGCAAAACUUGCAAGGCCCGGAAGGUCAAAUGCGGCGAGGAAAAGCCCAGUUGUGUUCGCUGCACCAGAGGCGGCCGUGUAUGCGAGUAUGAAGGCACCAAAUACGGGACCUUCUCAUCAGCAUCGUCGAUGGCUGUAAUCGAAACCCCAGUCCCAGUGGUGCCGAACAAGGCGACUAAGGAGCGACGCGCAUUUGCGUACUAUUUUCAACACGCAGCGCCGUUGAUCGGUGGGCUCGAUGCGGAUUUCUGGAGCACCAUCGUCCCGCGAGUGUGCCAUGCCGAGCCCCCGGUCUGGGACGCCAUCAUUGCUAUCAGUUCUCUGUUUGAGAGCUAUAAGCCAUGUACGCCUUUGGUUAAAUACCAGGAUGCGCUGGGCUGGUACUCGCGCUCGGUAUCUGCUGUUCGUCGUCGGAUUGAGCAUGGCAGUGUUGAUGUCUUCGUCGGACUAGUUAGCUGUGUAUUGUUUAUAUGCAUCGAGGCGCUCCAGGGCGGCGCUUUCGAGGCAAUACGGCUGUAUGGCCAGGGCGUGCAGCUCAUCCUAUCGUUACGAGAACAGAUAGCUAGCGGUGCUUUGCCUGCAUUCAAGGCAUCGUUGCUAGAGGAUGCGAUUGUCCCGAUCUUCUCGCGUCUGAGCAUCCUGGGCAAUACUCAGAAUAACAUCGAGCCUGGUUCUUUCAUGCGAGAUGCUGAUAGAAUCUUGCCGCCGACAUUCGGUUCACUCAAAGCUGCUCGCGAGCCCCUGUUCAUCCUGACUGCUGAGAUCAAGCUGUUCCAAGAAGAAUGCGAAAAGCAUCACGAUACCACGAAUGCAUACCAUGUCCCACCGGAAAUGAUUCUCCAGCAGGAUGCGCUAUCAGAAAAACUCCAAAACUGGUACACAUCAUUCACAACCCUCGCUGAAGCCCUACGGGCAAAAACAGCCCUAUCACCACAAGAAACCACCUCCAUCGCUUUACUCCUCACCCACUACGAAUCCCUAGUCGUGAUCCUCACAACCUGCGUAUCCCGCUUCAAAACCACAACAGACACCUGCCUGCAGAGCUUCCAAACCAUCGUCGAACAAUCCCGCAUCGCACUCAACGCUUCCGUCCGUCCAGACGGUACCCAGCCACCCUUUACAUUCGACAUCAGCGUCGGUCUCCCGCUCUGGUUCACCGUCCUGCGCUGCGCAGAACCAGUAACGCGCCGCGCGGCGCUGCAUUUGCUCCGCAGCGCGCCCCAGGUGCAGGGGUUCUACCCGAAUACGUUUGGGCUGGCGUUUGGCGAGAAUGUCAUGAUUGUUGAGGAGAUGUUUGCCCGUAUACUUAGCACCGGGCGUGAUCCGAUGUCUUUUCCCUUGACACUGCCGAGGGCGACGAGUCCGGUGGCUGAGACUCCACCAGACCUGAAUGGUGCAAAUCAUACCUCGUUGCCGAGUGUAAGCAAUGAAGGCUCCCAUAGCCUAUCCCCCGUAUCCACGAUCACGGGCACAUGCUUCCACAUGCCAGAGGAGGCACGUAUCAAACCGUACGGAGUGUUCUGGCCUCGAGCGGGGAUCCUGGCUCCUACGAAAGAAGAGGAUGUUGCGAAAUGGAAUGUCAGCCCUGAUCAGGCGUUCUUGCAGUUCUCGCGGAAUCGACAGGAUCCGGAGACUGGGGCUUGGAGGGUUGUUGAUGAGUGUAUUCCGAUUGAUAUUUUAUUAUAA